GAGAACUUAGAGGUAUACUAAAUUAUUGAGAGACGAAGUUAUGGCCCCUAGGAAAUGGAAAAAAAACUUUUCAGCAGCUGAAGUUGAAGGCGUUAGCCAAUUGAACAACGAGCAAAGGGAACAGAAAACUAAACUAUUCAUGCAGCAAUUCCAGAAAGAAGCACAGGAAAGAACAAAAGAAAUGGAAGAAAAAUUAGAGCAGACUGUGGCGACGGUGGAAAAAGCUUUCAAAGUACAAAUAUUGAAAAUGCCCCCGUCACUGCAGCGCAAAAGCGUGAAGGAACUGACGAGUGAAGACGAAUCCCAAGCUGGGGAAGUUACAAUUGCAAUGCAGGCAGACUCUUCAGUGAUUGAACCGGUGAAAAAGAAAAUCGGUAAAAAAGCCCAGAUUGCUAAUAAAUCUGAAGCCUCUCGCCCAAAACAACUGAGGAGAAUCCUAUCGGUGCAAAGCAACAAGACUGUAGAGACGGUAGGAAAGACGGUGACAAAAUCCCGAUCUUUGGAUUUCUCAAAUUCGACUUGUGCGAGACCAACACCUCCCAGGGCUAGUCCAGCUGCUCCAGCCUCCACUCUGAGAACAAGAAGGACUCAUAGUCGGAUUGCUAAAGCCACAAACUUGACUGCAUUGCCCAGUGAAAGUCUGCUGAGAACCACCAGGCUGGCGAGUGAUGGGGAGAUAGUUGGUAACUCCCAGUUAGGAAUUGCCAUUGCCACUAUUUCUACUUCUCAUGGACGGACCUUCACCUUGUCUGAUGAGGGAAAAGAUGAAAUUGACCUGGAGAUGCUUGAUGACACUGCCUUAACGCAGAUGCAGAAAUUAAUGAGUUUGAUGGAUUACCUGUGCAGUAAAGCCAAAGUGAAUUCAAGUUGAGGUGCUACCAGGAAAAAAAAACAACUUAAUGCUGUGAUUUUUAAAGCCCAUUUGACAGACUUUAAGCGUUUCUUAGGAUGGGGAAAAACUUCUUUAUUGAAAGUUUUAUCUUCAGAUGAAUGUUAUGUAAUGGUCUAUUUAAAUAAAAGUAUGUUUUCUAAUGUAUAAA
Lepisosteus oculatus (spotted gar) is the source of this 1040-nucleotide messenger RNA. It is a transcript of the gene cdca9, whose product is annotated as cell division cycle associated 9. Gene Ontology annotation, biological process: mitotic sister chromatid segregation. Lineage: Eukaryota; Metazoa; Chordata; Actinopteri; Semionotiformes; Lepisosteidae. Gene Ontology annotation, cellular component: chromosome, centromeric region; spindle midzone; chromosome passenger complex. The record is from RefSeq and is a predicted model, not a curated record.